AUGAUGUAUAUGGGAAAACUCACUGGAGCCUGUCUUCUCGCACUGGUGAUGGUAUUGCAAAUUGUAGAUUCCUUUCCCAACAGAAGCUGCAAAGAGUGCAAGCUCAAGGAGAACAAGUACUUUUCAAAGCCAGGAGCCCCGAUUUUCCAGUGUGCGGGCUGUUGCUUCUCCAGAGCUUAUCCUACCCCCCUGAGGUCCAAGAUGACAAUGGUCGUCCCCAAGAACAUAACGUCUGAGGCAACUUGCUGCGUAGCUAAAGAAGUUAAAACGCUCAUCGUGAUGGACAACACAAAACUAGAGAACCACACAGACUGUCACUGUAGUACCUGCUAUUACCAUAAGUUAUAGACCACAGGAAUGAGC
Paramormyrops kingsleyae is the source of this 363-nucleotide messenger RNA. Its product is annotated as glycoprotein hormones alpha chain. Lineage: Eukaryota; Metazoa; Chordata; Actinopteri; Osteoglossiformes; Mormyridae. Gene Ontology annotation, cellular component: extracellular region; follicle-stimulating hormone complex. Gene Ontology annotation, biological process: thyroid hormone generation; positive regulation of steroid biosynthetic process. Gene Ontology annotation, molecular function: follicle-stimulating hormone activity. The record is from RefSeq and is a predicted model, not a curated record.